Messenger RNA from Babesia ovata, 474 nucleotides. RefSeq lists its product as uncharacterized. The transcript has a single exon. The coding region runs from base 1 to 474 and encodes 157 amino acids. NCBI's taxonomy places the organism in Eukaryota, Apicomplexa, Aconoidasida, Piroplasmida, Babesiidae. The record is from RefSeq and is a predicted model, not a curated record.
AUGUGUUGCUGCUGUAGAUGGUGCAAUCCUAGUACCAAAUGUGGCAGCAAGGGGGAAUGCGACGGCGAGGAUGAACACUCCGAAGAAUGCAAGAAAGCAGGCCAUGACGGUGGAACGUAUUAUUGCCGACACGGCACUGAAGCUAACAAAUGCAAAGACUGCGACAAGACUGAGUAUUUCUACGGCGUAGGCAAAUGCCGCAUCAAGUGCACAAACUGCGGUAAAUUGUGUCCACAAGAUGCGUUUCUUCGCCUUUGCUACAUCGGAGUCCCCAUACUCUUAAUCGUAGCGGUAAUCGUUUCCGUCUGUCGUUUGUAUCCUGACCCAUUCCGCAAGGUGUUCUAUGGAUUACGUGCUUCAUUUGCUAAGUCGUUUAAAGGUUCCGGCACAUCCACGAAUCUUGCCGGCGGAAGGAUUCACGAGGAGAUGGACGCUGAUGAAUACUCCACCUUCCCGUUUAAGGGCCUAAUGUAG